AUGGGCUUCUUCGACGCUUUCAUCGACGCCGCUACCUGCGCCGUCCUGGCCACCUCGGCCAUCGUCCAUGGCAAGGCCGGGACCACCUGCGACGGUGUCCCUGCUGCCCUGACCUCCUCUGGUAUUGUCACCGGCUUCACUGAGAACGGCACUGGCAACCACGUCUUUCUGGGCAUCCCUUUUGCCGACUCCACCGCCGGCGGAAACAGGUGGAAGCCCCCCGUUUCUCCUGCAAAGACAUGGGGCAUCCUCAACGCUACCGAAUACGGAUCGACAUGCGCUCAGGCCGGCAUCAGCAGCAGCCUUGCCGCUCAGGGUGAGGAUUGCUUGAACCUCAACAUUUGGACCCCCGCUAAGGGCACCAACCUUCCUGUCUUCGUUUACAUUUACGGAGGUGCUAUGGUCACUGGCGGCUCCAGCAACCCGCAAUGGCAAGGUAGCAACUUUGCUUCCAAGGACGUCAUCUACGUCAACUUCAACUAUCGCGAGUCGAUCUUCGGUGCCCCUAACUCGGCUGAGCUGUCCGGCACUUCGCAGAACUUCAACAUUCUCGACGUUGAAGCUGCCUUGGAAUGGGUCCACCGCAACAUUGCCGGCUUCGGCGGCGACAAGAACCGCAUUGUCUUGGGCGGACAUUCCUCCGGAUCCGUCAUGGUAGACCACUACCUGUGGAACCACCCCAACACAUGGCUUGCCGGCGCCAUUGAGAUGUCAGCGAACGCUGAGUCAGGCCCGGGCUACGCUACCGAGAACGUUGGCCUUGAGGCGGUCAUGGCCGAUGUCGCUAACUCUACUGGCAAGACGCUCAGUACGCUCAACGACCUGCGUCACGUUAGCGCCUAUGAUAUCGAAACGUCCAAAUUCAACUCCACCUACAACACGUGGUUUGCGCCAAUUGUCGACAACAUUACGCGCUUCAGCGACUAUCCCGGCCGUUUUGCUGCCGGCCACUACCCCAAGGAUCUGCCUCUCAUUGUCGGCAACUCUGAUCAGGAGGGCAAGAUCUUCUCUCUUGUUUACUCGGCUGAAAACUCGGACUUCAGUUCUUGGAUCAACACCUUUGAUGCCGAUCUUGCGCACAUUGCGGAUGAGGACCUCUUGGCUAGCUACAACGAGUCUGACUAUGAGUCCGUCUCGCUCAUGAGCGGUGCCAGCUAUGGUGAUGCCCGCUUUUUCUGCCCGACUGAUUACCUGCUCGAUGUCCGCGCCUCCGAGCAACCCACCUGGAUCUACCGCUGGUUUGGCAACUAUAGCAACGUGAUCGGUGUUGACGGAAUGGGCUCCUCUCACGGAUCCGAGGUCCCCUUCUUCCACGGUGGCAACCAGUGUUUUGAGGCUCUCGACAAUGUCACUGACGAACAGCAAGCUCUUGCUGACUGGAUGAACGAUUGGUUUGUCGCUUGGAUUAAGAACCCCGCUGCUGGCCCUGGAUGGGACAAAGCAACUCCGAUAAGUGGACCUCUUGCCAAGGUUGGCGUCCCUGGAAACGAGACCGAAGUGAUCGUCGGCGAUACCAGCGAGUACAACUCCCGUUGCCAGAGUCUCUACAAGCCGAACUUCCCCAAGUACCCCGUUGUCCAGGAUCCGACGAAGCUCUGA
Molecule: messenger RNA, 1599 nt
Organism: Lasiodiplodia theobromae
Lineage: Eukaryota; Fungi; Ascomycota; Dothideomycetes; Botryosphaeriales; Botryosphaeriaceae
Product: Acetylcholinesterase precursor
Exons: 4
Coding region: 1-1599 (532 amino acids)
Source: RefSeq, a predicted model, not a curated record